CCGACGAACACUUGAACUCCUUGAACUCUAAACCCGCUACCUAAGCUCAGGUACAUACAUAGGUAGAUGUACCUGUAAAUCGUCUCUCUCCUGCAGUUAAUUCCCCAAUCCCAAUCCUCUCAAAAAUCCGCCCUCCACUUCUUUUCUAUUCUGUCGUCGACGCACACUCUGGCAGUCUGGUAGACUUGCGAAACAUCCCCUAAUUUAUUAUUCGGUUUCGACGCUGUCCGUUGGGAACCCUUCGUUUCUUUGUUCAAUUCUACCUGCCAUUUUUAUUAGGUCGAGAGUAAAGAAACAGUCUUCUCUUCCACUUACGCACACACCCCCCUCCAAUUCUUUCCCCAAUGCGUACGUGACAUUUUUUUUUUUAAUUCCACAUUUAUUUCACAAUGGCAAUGCUAGCUUCGAAGUCGUCUUUCCCGGCUUCGCUGGCCUCGUCGAAUUCUACAUUGGUUCCGAACGCACAGUCGUCAAAUAUGCCGCCAACGAGAAGAGCCCCCGCCGUCCUGGCUGCGGGUCAAGCCUUCGCCAGCCCGACUGAAUCCGAAUUUUCCGACGUCGACGGCCCUGACGCAGUCAAGAAUUGGACUGAGGACCAAGUCUGCGAUUACCUGAGAAGUGUCAAGUGCGGCGAGUACGAGAAGAUAUUCCGAAAGAACAAUGUCAACGGUGAGAACCUGUUAGAGAUGGACAAGGAGGUUCUGAAGGAGAUGGGUAUUGAGAAAGUCGGCGACCGAGUGCGAUUAUUUCUUGGCAUCAAGAAAUUGAGGACGAAGGCGUAUGCUAACCAGAAGAGGCGCAAUCGAGAUUCAUUUGGAGGAUUGGAUGCUCAAUACACCCCACCCUCGACAGGCUCACCACGACCUCUCAACUCGGGGGGUCGUGGUAUUGUUGCCUCGUCCUCGAAUAAGAGAUAUUCUAGGCAGAUUGACAUGUCGAGCCUAGCUAUGAACCCAAUGACUGAGAUCGCAAAGCCCUCCUCGCGGCCUAGUUCCCCCCUGCCACCCAAUCCUGAUAUCCGGACUGCUAGACAGCAGAGAUACCAACCGGCCCAGCCUUAUAUGAGCAACACGACGCCUAACCCAACCGGUCGAGCACCUAGUUCACCAACUAUGUCGGGUCGUCUGGUAAUGACCCACACGAGAAAUACCUCGAGUCAGGAUGGUUCGCUGAUGGCUGCUUUACCACAGGGUCAAGAUGUCAUCCGCGUAAUCUCCACCGGCGGCGUUACGAAAGUUGUUAAGAUCGCAGACUGCAACACCUGCGAAGAAGUUAUGCGAGUAACCCUACGAAAGUUUGCCCUACGAGAGGACCAUGACCGCAACUACUGUUUUUGGGUAUUAGCCGGUAUUGACCCCGAUCCUAAGCAGUGUCGGCGUCUCGGCGAUACCGAAUUAUGGCGCAUAAUCAAGGACCAAAAGCGACCGGAGAGGAACCGCCUCAUCCUACGAAGAGUCCCUACCGGAGAACCGGGAGAAGCCGAAUUGCAACGAGCCGCCUCCAUUGCGAUGGAAGAAGCGCAACAAACCCACGCACGUGCGCUCGAGAACGUGCAAGACAAGAGAAGCCAGAUGAAGGUACAGAAGUUGCUAGGUGAAAGCUGGAAUGAAGGACUCCAGCAGCCGUUAUCGCCGAUAUCCUUCCAAGAUCGUGAGAGGAAUCUCCACAAUGCCGCCAGGGACUUGGAACGACCUGCUUCUAACGAGGCCAAAGCCUUCCCGAGACGAAAGGGCAUUUUGAGACAGUUUGGUGGCUUGAGACCGCCUAGUGAAUUGAUUGCCUCGGAUCUCACCUCUUACUUCCCCGACCAUCCAAGGGAAGACAUCGACCGAACAGCUCGACUAUCCAUGCGUAGAUCCACCCGUUUGAGCAAAGUGAACAGCCGGCUUAGUGUUGCUAGCAAUCUAAGCUUUGCAUCCAGCAUCCAAGACGCACCGCCUAUCCCAACAAUUGCGGAUUCAUGGUUGAACAGCGGCCAGCUUGCCAAGGUCAAAGCUCGCGAGAGCCGACUGCCACAUUCAUUCCGUGAUUCCGUCGCCUCAUCAGUCCUAGAUACACUUCAAGAGGAGUCUCCUAUCGAGCCUAACCGCAAGUCUUACGUCUCGUUUGCGGACAGCGGCUCUGAUAGUAACCCUAUUAGUAUCACGGAUCCUGAAGGACACGUUCGUCACAGCUACUUUGACGAAACCAGCACUCAAGGUUCUGGUUCUCUGAAGGAGAUCAGCCAAGCUCUUAGUGAAGAUGGCGAAGAUGCCGAUGAAGAACUGCAGAGCUUCCUAGCAGGAGAAUCGUGGGAUGAUAACAAGUGGAUGAAGGGUGCUCUGAUCGGCCAGGGAUCGUUUGGUAGCGUGUACCUUGCCCUUCAUGCUGUGACAGGAGAACUCCUUGCCGUUAAGCAAGUCGAGGCCCCAUCGCCUGGUGCCAACAGCCCGAACGACGCCCGAAAGAAGAGUAUGAUCGAGGCCCUGAAGCGUGAAAUUGGUCUACUUCGAGAUCUUCGACACGCAAACAUUGUGCAGUAUCUCGGCUGCAGUUCCUCGACCGAGCACCUAAAUAUUUUCCUUGAAUACGUUCCCGGCGGCUCUGUCCAGACGAUGCUUAACUCGUAUGGUGCUCUCCCCGAGCCUCUAGUCCGCAGUUUUGUCAGACAAAUUCUGAAUGGGCUUUCGUACUUACACAACCGAGAUAUCAUCCAUCGUGAUAUCAAGGGUGCCAAUAUCCUUGUUGAUAACAAGGGUACGAUCAAGAUCUCUGAUUUUGGUAUCAGCAAGAAGCUUGAGGCCUCCAACAUCCUAAGUGGUGCCGGUAAUAGUAGGCAUAGACCGUCACUACAAGGCUCUGUCUUUUGGAUGGCCCCUGAGGUCGUCAAGCAAACUUCUUACACACGCAAAGCUGAUAUUUGGUCUCUUGGCUGCCUUGUUGUCGAAAUGAUGACAGGUACCCAUCCUUUCCCAGACUGCAGUCAGUUGCAGGCUAUCUUCAAGAUUGGAGGAGGCAGAGCUGCUCCUACCAUCCCAGAGAAUGCCAGCCCCGAGGCGAUUAAGUUCUUGAGCCAAACCUUUGAGAUUGACCAUAAUUUGCGUCCUAGUGCAGACGAACUUAUGCUCAGUCCCUUCCUGGCCCCUAUUACUUGAUUUUUCAAGCAUGAUUCUAAAAUCGUCCAAAAGAAUUGUUUCUCGAUACCCCUUUUUGUAACGAUUCAUCUUUUCAACAUCACGAAAUCGACACCUAAGCCUAAAAAUACUUACUACUACCACUGUUAUCGGCGAUGCAUUGCUAAAUUGUCGGAUUCGGUCCGCGUGGUAAUAGGAUUAAUCAAUGGCAACCAACCCGACUUUAUAUUUUUACUGCUGGUUGUUAUCGCUUGUAUGGUGUCGCAAGGUUCCUUGCAUCUACUGCAGUGCUACUGAUAGGCCUACAGCCGCAGCCAAAAUUUUCAGAAAAUUCAGCACUAGGGAUGAGUUGAAAGAUGAUCGGAUAAUGACCCGUGAUGGGAGUUUUAUAGUUGCGCACGUGGUCAGACAUGAGAAUAUAUACCGAUGCAUUAAUGAGGCGAAAAGGGGAAUAGGUAUCUGGGCUUUGCUAUAUUUUACUUGCUUUUUCUACUUUCUAAACUUGUGUUAAACGCAAAACUUUUUCGGGGCGGCAUUUGAAGCGCACUUGCAACGGGAUAAAGGGUGAUAGAUGCAUGGCAUGAGAGGAAAUGAACUGGCACGAUUACCCUACUACUAUUAUGAAUUCCCCGUAUCGUGAAGGCGUAUACCACCAAGCAUCGCAUAACCUCUUAUGAGGACAUCGGGAUAUAAGAAAAAAUAGCAAUAUUAUUACUGGU
This is a messenger RNA of Hypoxylon trugodes, 3832 nucleotides long. RefSeq names its product kinase-like domain-containing protein. The transcript is spliced from 2 exons. Gene Ontology annotation, biological process: signal transduction; protein phosphorylation. The coding region runs from base 390 to 3134 and encodes 914 amino acids. The record is from RefSeq and is a predicted model, not a curated record. Gene Ontology annotation, molecular function: protein kinase activity; protein binding; ATP binding. Lineage: Eukaryota; Fungi; Ascomycota; Sordariomycetes; Xylariales; Hypoxylaceae.